Molecule: messenger RNA, 5085 nt
Organism: Dinoponera quadriceps
Lineage: Eukaryota; Metazoa; Arthropoda; Insecta; Hymenoptera; Formicidae
Product: NACHT and WD repeat domain-containing protein 2
Exons: 26
Coding region: 1-5085 (1694 amino acids)
Molecular function (GO): protein binding
Source: RefSeq, a predicted model, not a curated record
AUGGACGAAACGACGAUCGAUUCGAUCUUCUCGGGAUCGUUGAAGUCCUUACCGCCGGUCAGCUCGAAAAUCGUGCGGAUUUUCACGAGUUCGACCUUCACCGACACAACAAUGGAAAGAAACACCUUGAUGGCCCAAUGUUACCCCAAACUGAAGGAUUACUGCAGAGAGAAGCAUGGUUUGGAGUUUCAGGUAGUCGAUAUGAGGUGGGGAGUGCGCGACGAAGCUACCGACGAUCACAUGACUACGGAGCUGUGUAUGAGGGAAAUAGAAAACUGUCAGAGAUUAUCCAUGGGACCGAAUUUCGUUGUAUUUCUCGGGCAAAAAUACGGAUAUCGUCCGAUACCGACGUACGUGCUCAGCUCGGAACUGGAGAUGCUCAGAACGGAAUUGGACAAUCAGGGGAUGGACGUCACUCUUCUGGACAAAUGGUACAAAAAGGACAGCAAUGCUGUGCCGCCUACCAGCAUAUUGCAACCGAUCUCGUCCAUCCUUAAGAAUUUCAACAAUAAAAGAAUACCCAAGCUGCAACAGGAAGACCAAGCGAUCUGGUGGGACACCAUGUUGAAGAUGCAAAAACUGUUCAGAAAGGGAGCGCAAUCCCUGUUCAAUUCCGGCAAGUUCGACAAGAACACCAUGCAUAAUUACUUCAUGUCCGUUACUGAAAGGGAGGUGAUCAACGGCGUGUUGAACGUGAAAAACACCAAAAACCACUGUCUGGCGUAUGUGCGAUACAUAAACAACAUUAAUCUGCAAAACCUACGGAAGGCCAGCCUGUUCUUGGACAUAGCUAACAGAAGCUUGGACAACGAAGCCUCGAAAUUAUUGGCGGACCUCAGGGACGAAAGACUACCGAAUAAAAUUGAGAGCACGAACUUGCAGAGGUACACCGUGGAAUGGAUCGGAAGAGAGGGUUUGGAUCCUGAGACUCACAGCGAGUACCUGCAGCACUUUAUAACACACUUUUACAGAAACAUAGUGAAGCUCGUGGACCGUGCCAUGAGGAAGGAAGACAGCUCCGCGCAGGGACAGAUAAUAACGGAGAUCUUGCAACACCUUCAUGCUUGCAACAAUUCCGUGAAGGUAUUUUAUGGACGCGAGGAUACCUUGGAGAAGAUAAAAAACUACAUGCUGGGUGACAGUGAUAAGCCGCUGGUGUUAUAUGGAGAAGGCGGUUGCGGUAAGACCUCUCUGUUAGCAAAAAGCGCAGGUUUGACCAGCAGCAGCUGGCUCAUGGGCAAGAAACCGAUCAGUAUAAUUCGAUUUCUGGGGACUACCCCCGACAGCAGUGCGCUCACCCCUACACUGAUUUCGAUUUGUCAACAGAUCUCGUACAAUUACGGAUUAUCGUUUGAAGAAAUCCCUGACGAUCUGGUGCCGCUCACGGCUUACUUCAAGUACUUAUUGACUUUAGCUAACACCGAUCAGCCCAUUCUAUUGUUUCUAGACAGUGUCGAUCAGUUGACGGGUGUGCAGGGCAAUAAGUUGUCGUGGUUACCCACGAGACUUCCGGCGAACUGCAAGAUGAUUUUGUCGUGCGCGGCGGAGGAAUCGAACCCGGUGAUUUCAAGGGACUACCAGCUCCUACGCAGGAUGAUUGACACCGAGGAAAGCUUUAUUGAGGUGACCGCUCUGGGCGAAGACUUAGCUAUGGAUGUGAUAAGAAUGUGGAUGAAGACGGCCAGGAGGGAUCUGAACAACUACCAGUGGCGUUUGGUGGCGAACGCGAUAUCGAAGUGUUCCCUGCCGAUCUUCGUGAAGCUCGUGUUCGCGGAGAUCUGCAGGUGGCGCAGCUACACGAAACCGGCGGACACCCACUUGGCCAGCACGGUGAUGGACAGCAUAAUGAUGCUGUUCGAGAGGAUCGAGAAGCAACACGGCAAGAUCCUGGUAUUCCACGCAUUGGCCUACAUCACAGCCGCUAAAUCGGGCCUGUCGGAGUCCGAGCUCGAGGAUUUGAUCUCUCUGGACGACAAGGUCCUGGACGACGUCUAUCAGUACCAUUUGCCGCCGGUGAGACGUAUUCCCCCCCUGCUCUGGACCCGAAUAAGGAACGACCUGCCGAAUUAUCUGAGCGAAAGGGAGGCGGACGGUGUGAGCGUGCUGAACUGGUACCACAGGCAAUUCAGGGACACCGCUAAGGAGCGUUAUUUCAAAAACAUGAAUAUGGCCAUGUAUUUCCAUUCGAUGAUCGCGGAUUAUUAUCUGGGGAUUUGGGGCGGUGGCAAGCCGAAGCCUUUCAAGUACACGGAGAUACAGAGACACCGGUUCAAUUUGACGGACAAGGAAGGUGUGGCGGAUAGAAAAGUGCCGGAACAGCCGUUGGCCUUUUACUCGAAGGAAGGGACUAUCUCGAGAUAUAACUUACGAAAGUUCGGAGAAUUGCCAUUUCACCUUGUGAGGGCGCGACGUUUCAAGGAUCUGUUCGAGAACGUUUUAUUCAACUACGAAUGGCUGCAUGCCAAAUUGAGCUCUUGCCCUCUGCAAGCUGUGCUUUCCGACUUUGAGGAUGCUUGCAACUUCAUCGACAACCAGGGUUUAGUGAGAGAACUCAUGUUAGUGGCCGAUGCUUUGAGAUUGGGUGGCGCAAUUCUGGGGAAUCACCCGGACAUGCUGGCGCCCCAAUUGAUCGGCCGACUGCUGCCGGAGAUCGGCGCGAACGUUAACGUGAGGAUGUUGCUCCGGGCAUGCGAUCACGACGGUGUCAAGGAUUGCGCGUUACUUCCUCUCUACCAUUGUUUACACACACCGGGCGGACCGUUAAAGUACUCGCUGGAGGGUCACCAGUUCGCGGUGUUUGGAUUUUGUCUGACGUCGGAUUACCGCUACGUGGUGUCGAUAUCAAACAAAUUUAUCACCUGGGAUCUGAGCACCAGCGACAUGACGAGAGACGUCAAUCCCGGCGUGGAGGGCAUAAUGCAACAAUUGGUCCUGAGUCCCGACAACAGAUACGCCGCGGCAUUUACGACAAAUCACCAGACGGUCGUGUUGAACACCUUGACGAGCGAAUUCGUCGUCAUCGAUAAUCCUUUGCCGAACGAGGACGCGGUGUGCGGCGUGUAUCUGAUGAACCAGUACGCCUUCAUUUGCGGUAAGCUGGGCUGGUGCAGGUUCGACUUACGAGGGAACCUGCUGGACACUCACACCAAUCCCGAAGACUCCAACAAGUGGCCGAUUCUACAUGUGGAGUACACGGAUUUGGACCACUACAGAAUCGUAUUCUGGUCGGGAAGCAUCAACGAUACGCGUAUGCUCUUGCAUACUUACAAAAAGAAAAUAUCGCUGGAUCCAUUUCAGUUUCACAGCGCUAUGGUUAUGAACAAGAACAAGGAUACCUUGUACGCGUGCACGAACCAAGACGACUACAGGAUUACCAAGUACAGCAACGACGAGAUAUCGUCUUACUGGGAGAAGAUCUUCGACAUGCCCCGGGCGUACAACGAUGACGUGGAGUAUCUAUUGCAGCUGAAGUUGGAUCGAGAGGAAGAGAUGCUGUUGGCGACCACGGGAAACGGCUUCAUCGUAUGGUUCCUGGAGAGUAAAAGCGACGCGCACGUAUUGAUGCUGCCGAAUGGCGUGAGGAACAUCAGCACCAGGAUGAUGUGCUCGAAUUCCAUCAUGAUCAGCGGCACGAAGAACUACGCUGUCGCUGGUGUAAGGAAAAAUCUGUAUGUUUGGUCGCUCGAAACUUCCGAGCUAGUGAAGAUACUGGACGCGCACUUCGCGAGGAUCAUUCAAUUGGAGGCGCUGACGAUUGGCAACUGGAACAGCGUUGUGACGUCGAGCAUCGACAGAAGCGUCAAAGUGUGGAAUAUCAACAACAUUUUCGAGCAAGUUCACGUCAUCGACAGACACGAACUGCAGAUCGACAUGAUAAGUUUAGCCGAGGAAGGCAAUCUGGCCGUCACGGUCACCAGGGAUUGCGUCGGCGUUUGGGACCUACAAACAGGCAGGCUGAUAUCGAAGCUGGCCGACAGCCCUUUAGGGGCUAUCGUCACACACGCUUGCAUCUCGCAGGACAGCAGAUACAUCGUGUCGACCGAAUCGGGCAAUGUUCUCGUGUGGAAUAGAAUCACGGAGCAGGUAUUGUUCAAAGAGGAACAGCCUAGCGUCAAGCAAUUGAUGUUGAUCGAAAACUCGUCGAAGUUCAUGGCAGUCUCUAGGCCGAACAAUCCCGCAGGAGUGGAGAACGUGCGAACCAUGGCGACCCUCGUUAUGCGAAGUAUUCCUGAUGGCAAAACGAUUUUCUCUCUGGAGUAUCCAGUAAGAAGCAACACCGGCACACCUUUCCGGCAGGUGGCCAUAACAUCCGAUGACGCUUUCCUGGCGGUACCAGCGGCUGACAAGGGCAACAGAGAUUGCAUUGUGAUUUACAGCGCCAAGGCAGGAGCGCUGAUCAGCAAAAUACCAAUAAAGUUGCCUGGAUUCAAGGAUAUCAUACAUAUCACUCCUAUGCCUAACAAAUCGCAAUGGGUGGGAAUCAUCGGCUCCGACAAGGGUAUGAUUCUCGACAUUAAUAAGAAAAAAGUUUUACGUGCGAUUCCAAAAUGGAGUGGAAAUAUUAGCAAGGACGGCAAGUAUACGCUAUACGCUCCCAGCAGAGGUGGUCUCGAGCUCAUAGAACUGAAGAAAGGUACAAGCGUGAAGACAUAUAUACCAAAGGUUGCUGAAGGAGUAUUUACCGUUAUAUCAAUGUUUAAUCGCACAGACGAAUACGUGCUUUACUAUCACAGUGGUCGAAAAACUAUUAGAGUCUUCAGAUCUUCGGACUGUGAAAUGAUAUCGAAUUAUAGAGUACAAGCUGAAUUGAGCGCCAUCGAUAGCACGUAUGAUGGCAAAAGUAUCGUUUUGGGAACAGUCGAUGGAUGUGUGUCGGUAUUGGCUAUAGCUGACUCUAAAAAGCUUGAGAUGAAAGAAUACCUAGCAAACGUACCGUCUCGUGAUGAACAGUGGAAGAGAAAAACCGAAAAGCAUCGGGCUGCGAUAAAGUUUAAGGCUGCCGCCCGGAUCGCCCGUGUAGCACACGAUUUAUCCGCAAUUGUGAAAUCCUCGAACGUCACGGAAGUGAUCGAGGAAGCGGAUUAA